Molecule: messenger RNA, 801 nt
Organism: Mesorhabditis belari
Lineage: Eukaryota; Metazoa; Nematoda; Chromadorea; Rhabditida; Rhabditidae
Source: the annotation of a GenBank genome assembly
AUGUCGUUGAUCUUGAUCUUUGCCUCAAUCUAUACCAAUGUUUUCCUUCAAUCAUCCCAUUUUCAUCUCAAUCUUCGUCGUCUUUAUCUCGCUUUCACUCUAACAAUCUACCCAUCAUUGCUCGGAAGAGUGUACAUCAUUUUGGUGCAAUUCAAUUGUUUACCUUUUCCAGGUCCAAUCCCACUUCGUCUCCUUUGCCUCUUCGCGACUUAUGGUCGAAUCAUCAUGAUUGUUUGGGAGGUUCUCUUUGUGUCAGCUGUUGUUAUUGAGAGAGCGGCAGCCACUUUGUGGAUUGAUUUUUAUGAAAGUAUGCAGUUCACUGAGCUCUCCACCCUUCUCGUUGUUCUCAAAAUGGCCAUCUCGUUGAUCACCAUCACUCUUAUCACUCAAUUGAUGUAUGAGUGGUAUUUCUUGAUGCUCUUCACAUUGAUGCCCGUCGUUUUACUUAUCGUCAUUCUAUCGUUUAUGCUCAUCCGUGCAAUCACCCUCUUCCACGCGUUUUGUGCGCCAUUCUGCGCUCUAUUCUUAGCAAUCCCUUUUUAUUACAUGGAUCUGAACACUGAUUCGGCACAAAUAUUGCUUAUUCUCUUUGAUCUAUCGAUUGCCGUCACGACUCUCGCCUAUUUCGUAAUCGUUUUCUUUUCCGUGGAACCGUGGAGAUUCGACUUCAUCGAGAUUCUCAGCAAUUUCUCGCGCGUGAAAGCCUUGUCACAUCUCGGGAAACGUGCCACCGUUGUCGCUCCGAUCGAUGUUGUCGGCGAGAGUGAACAGUAUUUCCAAUUUUAUGCAAAUGCUUGGAAU